Phoenix dactylifera (date palm) is the source of this 936-nucleotide messenger RNA. The record is from RefSeq and is a predicted model, not a curated record. NCBI's taxonomy places the organism in Eukaryota, Viridiplantae, Streptophyta, Magnoliopsida, Arecales, Arecaceae.
UAUUACGACAUGCCACUCUCCUCGCGGAGUCCCUGACCUCUCUGCUCUCAGAUCUCUCUCUCCCUCUGCCUCCCCCUUCCUUCUCGAAGCCAUACAAAUCUCCGAUCCCUUUUCGAUUCUCUCAGCGCCAAGAUCCGGUUAUUCUUCUCGAGAUUUGUGGUAGAAGCGAUGGUUGUUUGCAAAUGUCGCAAGGCGACUAGGCUUUAUUGCUUUGUUCACAAGGUACCUGUCUGCGGGGAAUGCAUCUGUUUUACAGAACACCAAAUCUGCGUGGUCAAACAAUACUCUGAUUGGGUAGUUGAUGGAGAGUAUGAUUGGCCUCCUACAUGCUCCUCCUGUAAUGCUGCGCUCGAAGCUGGAAAUGAUCAGACUACUCGACUGGGUUGCUUGCAUCUUGUGCACACAAAUUGUUUGGUGUCGCAUAUUCAAAGCUAUCCCACAACUGCUCCAGCAGGAUAUAUUUGUCCUGCAUGUUCUUCACCUAUAUGGCCUCCUAUAAGCAUUAAAGAUACAGGAUCUCACCUCCAUUCAAAACUCAAGGAAGCAAUAGUCCAGAGUGGCUUGGAGAAAAAUGUAUUUGGAAAUCACCUUGUUUCAUUGCCUGCAGUGGAGAGCCGUGUUCCUCCUCCUGCUUUUGCUUCGGAUCCACUUAUGCAUGUAUCUGGUGUUGAAGAUAGCGAUAAAAGUCGUGCAGAUUCAUUUACCAAAGAAGCAAAAUACUCAGAUGAAGUAUACUCCGCUGCUGGAACAGGUUCUACUAAACUUUCAGAACCGGAGAUUGUUGAAAUAGAUGGUCCUAGUUCGUUAGGAAACCAAUUUAAGCCAGACCAAGAGCCCAACUUCAUCAAAAGUGUGAGCCCCAAGGGUCCCGGUGCUACCACAAGGAAGGCACUUACCAUGUUGACAGACAAAAUUCAGAAUAUCAUAUUAUGCUGA